AUGGAUGAAGAUAUACCACCAACGAUUGUUGGUGGUGGUAGUGAUGGUAAUGGUAAUGGUAAUGGAAAUGUUAGUAGUUUCUUACCGAGAUCAUUGUUGAAUGAUAGUGAAGUGCUGGAUGGUGGUAGUGAUUCUGAUUGCAGUGUAAGAGUUGCUCUCAGAGUGAGACCACUCAGUACGAAAGAGUUGAACGAGCGCAGUGAAGAGGUGGUUCGCUAUGUCGAUGGUGUACCACAAGUAAUCAUUGGAAAAGAUCACACAUUCACAUUCGACUAUGUAUUCAGUGGUAAAUCGAAACAACAUCAAGUCUACGACGACUGUGUCACCUCACUAGUAAACUCUCUCUUUCAAGGUUACAACUCAACCAUCUUGGCAUAUGGACAAACAGGUUCAGUUAUCUUGACAAGCAAACAAACUAACAAAACAACAGGUAAAACAUAUACAAUGGGAUCGACAUCGACUGUUGGAGUAUCGAUUGAUGAAUUGGGUGUUAUUCCUCGGGUGAUCGCUAGUGUUUUCGAUAGGAUCGAUCGAUUGAAGAGCACACAUGCAAUCGUUGUAAAGGUUUCGUUUUUGGAGUUGUACAAUGAGGAGAUCAGAGAUAUGUUGAAUCCGGAUGCUUCGGUUGGCGGUCUGGCCAUUCGUGAGACGUCGGGCGGCGAAGUUCACAUUCCGGGACUGUUUGAGGAGGUCGUUCGUACGCGUGCUCAAAUGGAGGAUUCGCUGAUACGUGGUUCGCAAUCGCGUACCAUCGGUUCGACGCUGAUGAACGUACAUUCGUCGCGGUCGCACGCCAUCUUCACGGUCAUAAUCGAGCAGACCGUACUCGACCAGAACAACGAGGAGAACAACAUCUCUGAGGAACGCAACCCAACGAUCCGCUCGAAAUUCCACUUUGUCGAUCUGGCCGGUAGCGAACGUGUAAAGAAAACCAAAGCAGAGGGACAGCGACUCAAGGAGGGAAUCAACAUCAACAGUGGUUUGCUUGCACUCGGUAAUGUUAUCUCGGCACUCGGUGAUACGCGGCGAACUGCCAGGCCUAAACACGUUCCCUACCGUGACUCGAAACUCACUAGAAUGCUGCAAUCUUCACUCGGUGGUAAUUCACGUACACUUAUGAUAGCUUGUAUCAGUCCUGCUGAUUCAAAUUUUGAAGAGACAUUAAAUACAUUGAAAUACGCAUAUAGAGCAAGAAAUAUUAUGAAUAAACCAGUGGUGAAUGUAGAUCCUCUGACAAAACAAAUCAAUAUGUAUAAAGGACAAAUACAGAUACUUAGAGAUGAACUGUUAGUUAAACAUAACUAUAAAGAUAGUGAUAUCGAUGCUCUCAUACAAGAUGUCGAUAUUAAUAGUAUAUCAAUUCAUGAAGAAAUUAAUAAUAACAAUAAUAAUAAUAGUUCAUUUAUUUCAAAGAAUAAUAAUAGUAAUAGUAAUGGAAAUAAGAUAAAUAGUGGUAGUAGUAACAAUGGUAAUAAUAAUAAUGGAAGUAAUAGUAAUAAUAAUACAACUUCUAAUAACCAAUUGGAAGGAGGAGUAAAGAAAGUUCUUCCUAUGACACCUUCACGUAUGGCUGCGAAUGCAUCGAAUCACUCAACUUUUGAAGAUAAGUCUGGCGAAUAUCUCGAAUUGUUUAAUAGCUUCCAAAGGAUUCUGGUAGAACCAAAAGAAUCUGAUAGUUCACAACAACAACAACAACAACAACCAGGAGAUUCAAGUGUUAUUGUAGAUGGAGCAACAAGCGGACAAUCUUUAGAUCAACAACCACCACUGCUUCAACAACAAGACGAUUUAAUUGAAGAUAUUGAAAAUGUAAAAGAGCUGUUGGAUGACAAUGAAAAGCUGUCGGAUUUGAAUGAUUAUAUUGUUGCCAAGGAAGAGGAGUUGGAGUUGAUUGCCAAAUCACAGAUGCAAUAUCAACAGAUGAAGGAGAUGUAUGACAAUCGUUUGAAGGAGUUGGAAGUUCAGUUGCUUGAGAUGAAGGAGGAGCGUGAGAGUGUGAUGCGUUCACUCGAAGACAAGCAAAAGACUGUUGUCGACAACAGCGGCGGUGCAGCUUCGGCACUCGAGGAGGAAAAGGCGCGACUCACCAAUCACUACGAGCGUAAGCUCUCAGAGUUGAAGCGACAGCUCGAUCAGCACACUCGAUCGAUCAAAGACCACCAGCGACUGAUGGAUCUAAAGACAAAGAGCGAUGAGAAGAUCAUCGAUCUCAACGAGGACAUCAAGGAUUUGAAACGACAAAAGUCAGAGGUGUUGAAGAAGAUGCGUGACGAGCUCAAGAAGCGCGACGACCAGAAACAGAGUCAGAACAAGGAGCUUGAAGCACUCAAGAAGGAAGCGAAAAAGUCGGAGCAACUCAUCGGUCAACUGAUGAAUCAAUCCAAGAAGAAAGAUCAAUUGCUUCAAAAGAAAAUCGAUGAAUCCGAGCAGAUCAAGAAGAAACUGAAAGAUUUGGAAUCACACAAACAAAGAGUGAUUCAAAACAAACCUGGUGUUUCUUCUUCACUUCAAGCCAAUAGCAAUGCAUCGAACAAGCAACAACAGAAUAACAACAAUAGUGGAUUUAGAAGUAAAACAGCAGCUGUUGCAACAGCGACGACAGCGACGACUACAUCGACAACGACAACAACAAAUACUGCUGCUUCGACGACAACGAUUCACUCACAACAUCAUCAUCAAUUUAGUGUACCAGAUUGGCGAGAAUGGUUGCUGGAUCAAAUCAAGAAGAAUCUCUAUAAGAAUGAGUUGACAGAGACACUUGACAAACACUUUGGCGAGAAGGAUAUCUUUGUGAGGGAGUCGGCACGUCUCAAACAACAGAGUGUCAGCAACAAGAUCACACGUGCAGAGUAUCAGGAGCAGUCGGCAUUCCUGGAGAUGAAUAUCAAGCAGCAGAAUGAGAAGAUUGCCAAAGUUCAGAAAGAGUUGGCGUCAAUGUCCAACGAUUGUAUGGAUUCCACUGAGAUCAUGCGAAAGGUUUCGACUACUCCCUACGAAAAAUUACCACAUUUGAUUCAGGCUUCGUUUGAACUGUGCAUUGAGUAUGCCGAGCAGAAUCGUACAAAGAAACAGACUUUGACAACGACCACAACAACAACAACAACUCCAGACUUGUUUGAACAACGCACCAAGACAUCAACACUUCUCGACGGAAUCAAGCAAGCUAAAUCCGAAUAUUAUAAACAACAACAAAUGCAAUCGCCAAUCAUUGAAUCGAAGGAAAUCAAUAGUUAUCCAACAUCAACAUCUUCAACCACCCCAACAAUAACACCUACCAUUGGAAGUAAAUUAAAAGAUAUGCCACCUAUUUCAGCACCAAUAACAACAACAACAACAACAAACAACAAUGUAAAUAACAAUUCAAAAUCAAACUCAUCUUUUGUCUCUAAACAACCAUUAAAUAUACAUAAUAAUAAUACACCGCAAUCUUCAACAACCAAUACACAAGCAUCAUCAACAUCAACACCAGCAUCAUCUUUUAGUACUGCCGAUUUCAUCAAGGAGAUAGAGUUACUCCAACAACAGAUUAGACAGUCUUCCCUUUCUUUUGUAUCACCCUCAACAUCUACAACAAAUUCUUUAUCACCCACCUCAUUAAUUGAGAGUGAAAUGGAAGACGAAAAUCUGCAACAACAACAACUACCAUCCGCUUUUAUAAAUAUACCAACUGCAACCAACACAACAUUUACUGCCAUUACUGUUACAGGUACUGGUAGUACUUCAUCACCAAAUCACAAUACAAAUAAUAAUAAUAAUAAUAAUAAUAAUAAUAAUAAUCAACAAAUCAAGUUAUCUGUAGAAUCAAAGGUUGAUCAACUUUUGGAUGAUUUGAAGUCUUCCAAAGAGAGAUCAAAGAUGACAACAACAACAACUAACAUUAAUAAUAUUAAUGGACGACCAAAAGGAAGAAAGAAUAACACUACCACUACAACAACAAAUAUGAGUACUUCCUUGACUAUAAACUCAAUCAUGAAUAAUAAUAGCGAUAACAAUAAUAGUGGAUAUUUAACAAGUAAUAUGAGUCAGAGUUUAGAACCUUUACCAACAUUUGAUAAAGAUAUUUUGGAUGUCGAUAUCGAUUUGAUGAAGAAACCAAACAACACUUCACCAAAGUCACGUAAACAACUACAAAACAGCGGGGACAAUGUCGUUUUAUCACCAAACUCUGCAUCGGCAGCUGCCUAUCUGGCUUUUGAUGGUGAUGUCUUUGCGAGACUGUCAGCACCCCGACCAGACUCAAGACUUCGUCGAUACCGUGAUAAACUAAAAACCGAUAACUACAGAACAGCGAUUCUCCAUACACGUCGACAAGAACAGCUACUCAAUGGCGACAGUGAAACAUUCAUAAAGUGUAACUGGAGUUUCACUGGUCACGAGGGUUCAGUGUUGGGUCUGCUUUUCAACGAGCAAUCGCAGCAGCUCUAUUCCUGUGGACAAGAUAAACUUAUCAAAGCGUGGGAUCUUGUCUCUGGCGAUUGUGUCUCCGAUUUAACUGGACAUUCCGCAGCAGUAAAGGCUAUUGCCUAUCACGCCGGUAGUGGAUUGCUGUUUUCUGGCGGUGGAUCCGACCGUCUUGUUCGCGUUUGGGACAUGAGAACUGCGCAGACCGGCAACGUUGCUCAAUCCAUUAAGAUUCAGAACGAGGUUCUCUAUUGGGUAACAGCACUCACCGCACACAACUCUAUGAUUUUCUCUGGCUGUAGAGAUGCCACAAUCAAAGGAUGGGAUUCACAACUCAAUGCCAACACUAUGCAUCUCAUUGGUCACGAAUCCUCAGUCAAUUGUAUCAUAUCCACUGGCAACGUUUUACUCUCUGGUUCAUCCGAUCGUUCAAUUAAAUUAUGGAAAAUUUAA
Molecule: messenger RNA, 4854 nt
Organism: Heterostelium album PN500
Lineage: Eukaryota; Evosea; Eumycetozoa; Acytosteliales; Acytosteliaceae
Gene: kif8
Product: WD40 repeat-containing protein
Exons: 5
Coding region: 1-4854 (1617 amino acids)
Biological process (GO): microtubule-based movement; mitotic spindle organization
Molecular function (GO): microtubule motor activity; microtubule binding; ATP binding
Source: RefSeq, a predicted model, not a curated record